AUUCCUUCCGGACCAUCCUCGUUUUCUCCAGACUCUUUCUUCGAAUCUCUCUAUAAAUAUUAAAUACAUCCCAACGCUCCUGAUUCAAUUUCACAAACCAGUUCAUCUGCGAUCGAUCGAUAUGUGUCUGGUGUUCGUGUGCGAUCAAGAAGAGAGGGUUGUGGGAAGACAUCCAGCUCCGGGGGCGUGCCCUUACUGCGGAGGGAUGAUCCAGGCCAUGGACGUGGAGAGCGCGUGGAGGUUCUGCUUUUUGCCUUUCUUCUUCAGAACCAAGAGGAAGUUCUUCUGCUCUGUCUGCACCAGACGAUUAGUCAUUCAAUCUUGAAAAACCGAUUCCUGGAGAAUCCUUUUCUAGUUUGUACAUAUUUUCUAUGAAUUUGCCUGGUGUGAUAAGGGCUUCUUUGUUGUUCAAUUUUUAAUUAUUCUUUUUCAUUUCUCUAUAAUAAUAAUAAUAUUAAUAUUAA
This is a messenger RNA of Vitis riparia (riverbank grape), 464 nucleotides long. RefSeq lists its product as uncharacterized. Lineage: Eukaryota; Viridiplantae; Streptophyta; Magnoliopsida; Vitales; Vitaceae. The record is from RefSeq and is a predicted model, not a curated record. Bases 122 to 325 code for a protein of 67 amino acids. The transcript has a single exon.